UCCUUACGUUGCUCAACAUUGAUGUCAUUAAUGCAGCUCAGGCAGCCACACUUUUGGUCAAAGGAAUUGAGAAGAGACUGUACAAAAGUCAAGAGGUAGACAAAAUAAUGACCUGGAUAUUACAAAAUGGUAGAAUCCUCUUUUCUCAGGACCGGACAUUGCACACAAAAUGUCAGGAUUUGAGCUUCAUUGAAAUACAACCAAGUGAUCACAAAAAAACUUCAAGUUUCUUUGACCCUGGCAACAAAACAUUCAGCACUCGAAUCCUAAACCCAGAAUUUGUUGGUAUAGAGCAAUGUGGCCAGACAGAACCCAUAACCCUAAGGAUCAAAAACAUACUGAAAGAGUAUGAUGAGGAAAAUGAUCUCUUCAAAGAACUUAUACAGAAUGCAGAAGAUGCUGGUGCAACCACAUGUAAAUUUAUGCUCGAUUUCAGAAGCCAUAAAGAUCCCCCUGAUACUCUUAUAGACCAAGACAUGUCUCUGUGCCAUGGUCCUUGUCUCUGGGCAUACAAUGAUGAACUUUUCACAGAAGAAGACUGGGCAAACAUUGUCAAAGUUGGAUCUGCCUCCAAAGAAACAAAAGUAGAAAAAAUUGGGAAGUUUGGGCUUGGUUUCAAUUCUGUGUAUCACGUGACUGAUAUUCCCUCAGUCCUCAGUGGUAAGAAUCUCCUCAUACUGGAUCCAAAUGUGACUCACCUGAAGAAGCAUAUACAAAGUAAAGCGAGUCCUGGGAUCAAACUUAACCUAUUCCAAGAACGUCUAUUUCAUAGGUUUCCUGGACAGUUCAAACCAUAUCAAGGGAUAUUUGACUGCGAUUUAUCAAGAGACAGUACACACAAAUUCUUCAAUGGAACACUCAUUAAAUUGCCUUUCCGGACACACGAAGAAGCUCUGUCAUCAGAGGUUAGUAAAAAGGUUUUUGAAGGAAAAACAAUUGCUGCUUUUUCACAACAUUUGACCCAUAAUUCAGAGGCAAUUCUGCUGUUUCUGAGGAACAUAAGCAAAGUGUCUCUUGAGAUCCUACCUGAAAAUUCUUGGACUCCCCCAUGCACUGAACAAGUAAACUCUCUGUUCAAAAAUUACAAAGAGAUUGUAUGA
Anguilla anguilla (European eel) is the source of this 1100-nucleotide messenger RNA. Its product is annotated as sacsin-like. The coding region runs from base 108 to 1100 and encodes 330 amino acids. The transcript has 3 exons. The record is from RefSeq and is a predicted model, not a curated record. NCBI's taxonomy places the organism in Eukaryota, Metazoa, Chordata, Actinopteri, Anguilliformes, Anguillidae.